This is a messenger RNA of Varroa destructor (honeybee mite), 12359 nucleotides long. RefSeq lists its product as uncharacterized. Gene Ontology annotation, molecular function: protein binding; transcription corepressor activity. Gene Ontology annotation, cellular component: cytoplasm; nucleus. The record is from RefSeq and is a predicted model, not a curated record. NCBI's taxonomy places the organism in Eukaryota, Metazoa, Arthropoda, Arachnida, Mesostigmata, Varroidae.
CUAAACCCAGUGUGUGAAUUUGGCCAUAGGAUACCAACUGGGAGCAGUCCAUUCCCGACUCGAAGCUAAUUAAACAGCGGCUUAGAAGAACUGUCUAAUGUGCACAUGUCGUGUGUGUAUGUCACGGCAGCGACAAGCUACUAGACGAUAAACGGAUACUACUUCUUGUGAGUAAUCAGAAUCUUUACCUGACGCUUGGAUAUAUAAGACAAAAUAGUACAUUAAUAAAGCUCGUUGUUGUUUAUGCUUUGUUCUGUAGUUCCUGGACCUACAAAAGGUGAUAAGCUUGAGUACAAUGCCUUCUUCAGGAGCUACAACCAUUGAGCGCGCGUCGAACUCUUCCUCGUCGCCUGAAAAGAAGUCGCCGCCCAAAGCGAAACGGCCUCGGCUGUCGGUCACUAUUGAAAUGCCCGAGAGUAAUGACCGGUUCUGUUGGAAAUGCCACGGGGAGGAUGCGAACGUACCUUGCACAGCGUGCCAGAGGUCAUUUCACGAAUAUUGCGUACCUCCCCCGAGUCACCAGCAGCACGAAUUGCAACAAGUAAAUAGUCAAUCCAAAGCAGGGGAACGACCGAUCGUUAUUGGCAGCAGCAAUCAUCCAAUGACACUAACAACAUCAGCUGGGGUCACCGCUGCAAGUGCAAAAUCCAACAGAAACAAUGAAGCAACCGACCAACUGGAUGAUGAACAACAAGACCUACACAAUUUCGUUUGCGCGGAGUGCUUAAGUGUGAUCCUAGUUGAACGUGGUCGGCGCGAAGGAAAGCAACCAAGAGGAUCUCUCGAUAAGCUCGACAAGCAACAGUUGUCCGAACUUUUGCUGGUAGCUGUUCGCUCGAUACGUCCCUACGCGCUCGAGGUUUUCCACGCUCCCGUGUCACUUGAGGAAUACCCGGAUUACAAAGAUUUUGUGGUCAAACCUUUUGAUCUCCAACAACUUGAACAACUCGUCACCAAACAAAGGUAUUCAUGCGUUGAGGAGUUCGUUUCGGACCUCAAAUGGAUUCAUCAUAACUCCGUUGUCUACAAUGGUCCACAGAAUCGGAUCAGUUCUUCGGCUGUAGCAAUGCUGAAAGCCGCUGACAAAGAGGUCGGUGAAAUGUCGCUAUGCCCUCAGUGCUACUUGCAUAUGCGAAGAGCUACCGCAUCUCAAAGCCAGUCCGCUUCGCCGGCCUCUGGUACAGCUCUAAGUAGCAGUAAUGGAAAUUUCUUCUCUGAGGUCUGCUCCCCUCCGCAUAUCAUUGUGUGGGCCAAAAUUCGAGGAUUUCCACAUUGGCCUGCCAAGGUGAUGCGAGUGGAGGGCGACCAGGUGACGGUCAAGUUUUUCGGCGAUCAUAACAAAAGUCUCGUGACACUCGGCAACUGCACGAUCCUCACCCAAAAACCACCUGUAAAUCAGAAAAGCAAAAAAGGCUCUUACAGCACAGCGAUGGACGAAAUGGCUACCUAUGUUCGGAAAUAUCGCGAGCGAUUUGGUGUCGACUUCCGUUAUGAGACGGAUCAAAUCAAAUUGACGACUGAAAUCUACAACCAACGCAUGAGUGCCCCACCUAAUGGAAGUCAGCCAUUAACUGUCGCCCUCGGAUCCCAAGAAGCUUCUGCCAAAGAAAACGAACUCGAAAGAAAGGCGCUUGAAGCUUCCAGUGCUGUUGGAUAUAGACUCGAGACCACAGCUCUUACUCAUGCGGUGCCUACUCAUCCCGCAGAAGCCGUCCCGACGGAAGCUAUUAAUGCAGUAGUGAAAUUAAGGAAUUCAGAGGAAACUGUUGCUGCGACGGGCGGCGCUAAAGACAUAAACUACCCAUCUUCGCAAAAGUGCAUAGCCGCGGCCAUUGUAAAAGCAAAUAACAUGCCGACGUCGGUAGAACCGCUGCCAAUGGACGUCGAUGAGCGCGAGGAUGACGAAGAUGAAGAAGAGCGAAGGAUCAAGAGCGUCAUUAUUUCCCAAGUUCCGCUGCUAGCGGACAACGACGAUGAUGAUAAAGACAGUGGGUCUGAAGAGCAGAAUUCAAUUCUGGAAAGCAUUAAGCGUAAGUUGAACCUCGAUAAGAAAUCCGAUUCGACCGAUGAUGACAAGGAAGAUAACGGAAAUGGAAAAGAAAUUAUUUCAGCUACUGCAGCUGCUGCUACCGAAGCUAUUGCAACAGCUGCAAACAGCAGUAGCAACAACAGCAAUGGCGUUAAUAAUAUCAGUUACGCUACCAACAGUUCAGCGUCGAAGGAUACCAACAAAGCAGACAAGGGUAUCAACAACAAUCUUAACGACAACAACAAUACCGAAAGUAACAAUCCUAAUGGGAUAACGCUACGAAUACCAGAUAAAGAUUUUAAGUCCGAUCUUCAUCCUGAUAUUCAACUGCAGCAGAUGCAAGCAACAGCAGUGAUCGCCCAAAAUUUGGGACGUCAUCAAAGCAGUUCCGACAACAGUAGUAACAACAGCAACAACAGUAAUAGAAGCAGCAGUAACAGUCAUUCUAACAACAGCGGAAGCGGCAACAGCGCCAAAAAUGAACGAAAAUCCCAGUCAGCGGCUGAGGAUAGUCAUGAAAAACCCCAGCGUGAGGCGAAGCCGAUAAAAGCUGCUAAGGAUCAACAGCAACUCAAAAGCGAUCAAUAUAAUUGCAGCGUAAAGGAGGAGAAAGAAGGCAGCACUAGUAGCAAUAGCAGCGGAAGUAGCAAUGGUAGUGGUUCGGUAGCGAAGGAGCACAUAGACCGAGAGAAAGACGGUGGUCGAUCAGCCUUGAUGAACGCAAGCGGUUCAUCGUCAAGACGGGAAUCAUCAAGGGCACACAUGAAUAGCAAUAGCUAUAAAACAAACGUGAACAGCGGUGAUCUGAAUGCGACAAAUGAAAGGCAACGAUCUAGGACUAGGGUGCGAGGCACAAGAACAGGCGUUGCAGAGCAACAGGAUCUCGAGGAUUUGGAGAGCCCGGCGUCGCCGCCGCCUUCCGCUGCUCCUUUAGUGGCAGGUCUCGUUGGUGGUGUUGAGGAUGCCAGCCUUCUUGCAGCAGCCGCCGCUAUAGGGUUAGCAGGCGCUGCCGCGGCGGCAGCUGCUGCAACAGGACAGCAACAACACCAGCAAGGAAAAGGGACGAGGGCUGACGCCGGGGCUGGCGGUUCCAGCCACUUUGGAGCCAACAAAGGCGUUCUAGCUGGGGGAGUGUUGGGCUUGGGAGUAACUGGUCUCUUGGCUGUUGAAGACACACCUAAAUCGCCAGAAAGGACCAACUGCUGCGCCGAAGUAUCGAGCACGACAGCUGAUACAGAUCCCCCCCAAGCAACACACCUGGCCAACACCAAUAAUCAGAGUACCCUAACGGCCACUACCACCGUCAUACCAAAAGUUGCAAGCGGGGAUACCUUUUUUGAGAAGCUUCGACAAACGAUCGAGGAGUGUAAAGAGAAGGUGGGCGUAACCGGGCACCUCAGUCAACUGCAACCGAUUGCAGCUGGCGGCGGAGUUAUUGGAACUCAUCCGGAAGAUGAAGAUCAGGAGGAAGAAGAGGGCCAUGAUUAUGAUGAAUCAGAAACGGACGUUUCCGAUACCGAACUCAUGCCGUAUCAGCAAAAGGCACUCCAGCUACCGUCGCCUCGAAAGGAGAGCACGGCCCCACCAACCGAUGAAGCUGCCCUGUUAUCUCUGGCGUCGAGUCAGUGUUUCACGCAUCGCGAGACACAAACCGGGGAUAUACCAGCCCAUAGCCUAAAUUGGACCAGUGACGAUUGGGCCUUGCAUUACUGGAACGCACCGCGUGUGCAUCCAGAUGAUAAGCGACUAAAUCAGGAGCUGGUAGCUCGUGAAAUGUCUCUGCUCAAGGACAAACUAAAGUUAAAAGAAUUGGCGGCGCAUAAAGCCCUUUGGCAGGCAUCGGCCACCCGGAUGACGGACGUUGUCAAAUCAAAACAGUGGUGCUGCGUUUGCAAGGGCUUGGCAACGAUGACAUGCUGUUGGAAUACGUCGUACUGCUCGCAGGCCUGUCAAAGUUCUCAUUGGCCAGUUCAUAUCAAAACAUGUGAACGAUCUCAGCAGACCUCCAAAAGAUAGAGACGUCAACUAACUUCGGUCACCAUAUGAAGCCAACUCUUGUAAUCAUCAACGAUAUAAUACCAACAUACUGUUGGGUACCAUCUAUCAAUCAGUUUAUUACCUGAUCACACGAAGUAUACGCAAAUUAAUAAUAAGUAAAAGACUUCUUGGGCAAUUAAGUCAUCGAAUUACGAGCGCGAGUGGAAGAUUAAUAGAUGGUCAAACCCGGGUCAGGAACGAAUCGAUGAAUAAGAAAGCGAAGAAAGAAAGGUAUCAUCCGCCUUUUUUCUACAACCUAAAAAGACUAGCACCGACAGAACUUCAUAUUUACUAUCAUUGCCAAUUCACACCGUAAUAAAAUUAUCAUUGAUUGACUGUUAACGGGAUCUUCCAGGGGAAUCAAUAUACCUUUUACCAUUUCUUUCGGCUUGAUACUAAUAUAGUGAUUUUUCCCAAGACAAUUGUAACAUGACCUAUUCAGGAAAACUGAGCUAUACUGUAUAUUGUUAAUGCAAUAACGAACAUGAAUGACUUCGAUUGCAUCGGGCAACCGAGCUAAGUGUACAUUGAUUAAUCCACCAGUUACAGCAAAGAAACUUUUAAGGGAACACAACGUUAUGAAGGACAUUGGUGUUAUGAGCCGUCGUAGCUCGAGGAUUCUCCCCGAAAAUGAACUACCAGCUAACGCUUUGAUGAAACCGACAAACUGCCGUUCGCGAAUUGCUUGUCGAGCGACUUAGUAAUAGUGGUGGCGAAAGUAUUCUUGCAAGGAAGUAGUGUAAUAUGCUGAGCUGCGCUAACCGAAAUAACAAAUAGGGUCUGUGGCCUCACGCACCCUUUAUGUUAACUCCCGUCUCAAUAAUAACUGUACAGUGCGAAAAUGUUGAAACUAAUGACAUAGGCAAACUUUAAACCAACACAGUUCGUUCGCAACACGUCAGUGGAUGUUGCUUUGUUCGUCCACUUUCGAAUGGUAGAAUAAUCGCCGACUUCACGCAGGGCGUGGUUGCGAAACACGUGAUUAAUUAAAAACGACUCAGUUUUCUCAGUAGUCUGGUAGUGGGAGAUUGGCUCCUUAGCAAGAAGAGGCAGUUCCAAAAGAAGGAACAGUCGUCCCUUAUCGUCCUAGCUGCCCAAUUUGUUCAAAUAUCGGAUCGAAGAAUCACCUCUCGUCAUUUCUGUGAAAUUAGUAAAAAAACAUCCCUAGUUCAAAAAGAACAGAGCGUUGUACUCUAGGCCAUGCAUCUUUUCUAGAUAAAAAGCUGGAAGGGCAAGAUCAAAGGUUGUACCAAGCUUUAUAAUACUUUAUAACUCUUUUCAGGCCAUUCUGCAAUGUUAAAUUGCCUCAUUGUAAAAUUUCUGUAUUUCUGCUUAUCAACAUAUGCCCCCUUUGGUUACGGCAGGAGAAAACCCGAAACGUUGAAAGGAAACCCGAAAGUUUGGUAUGAAAACAAGAACGCGGUUUAAUCCGCUAACAAUGUGGGAAAGCUAACAAGUGAUACGGAUCUUCAUCGUUCAUUUAAUGACGAAAAAGCUAUUUGUGUACAGCUAUACAAAUUAUAUCUAUAUAUGGUAAUUAUACGAUAAUUGUAGACUGAGAAAUAUAAACACCUCUCAUCUGGUAUUGAAUAGCAAUAAUAAUAAUCUCUCCGUUAACGCAUUGCAUGGCGUGGUAUUGCGAUACGUCGAUGACGCAGUAUGUGUGUGUCUAAGAAUGUCGAGGAAAGAGGAGUAUACAUAGUUUGAGUGCGACUUGUUGUAAGCGCUAUGUGACCAGGAGCCGGCUCUUCCCCAGCUCUGUCUAUAGGAGCAUAGGUAGUUGUGUUGUGUUACGUGUGAGUUUGGUGAGAUAAAUAACAUGGAUCGAGUGCAAAACAAAUCGACGAAGAGAGGACGAGAUAUCAUGUUCAAGUUUGCUAGAGACACUAUGGAGAAUAUCAUUUUGUGUAGUUACUAUUGAUAUAUAUAUAUGUGUUCGGCAGAAAUUUGGACACUACUUAUGUCGCUUUUUUAUAAACUGUAUCUGAAUGGAAACAAAUAUUUAGAUGAUACCUUUUGCAUGCACUGACAGCAACAUUCAUGACGGACGUAUAUGUUCAAUGUAACUGCCAGUUUUUUUCAUUAGAGGCCUAAAGCGUUCACUAGCAUGUAUCACAACAUUCCUCUCUAUAUUUUCGAAUCCCUGCUUAAUGCUGACAGUGAAGGGGUUGACAUUGCCAUGUGGAUAUUGGUUAGACUGUCGAUAUUUGUUUAAAUCCAGGCUUCAAGAAAGCCCUUGUUCAAGAACAUGCCGGCCGGUCAGCCCGAUACUAUUUGUUCGUAUGAGUGGGUGCAUAACUUGGGUCUUCCAUUCGUCGCAGUAGCCAUCCACGGCGUAAUGUUUCUCAGAAUUUUAAGGUAAAUUUAUUUGGUAAUGAAUACGCCUAAAAAAAAGCACGAUGCGCACUACGAUGUGUCCUUCAGUGAACACAACAACGUUUGACUUCAAAUGGCGUAGAAAGUUGAUAACAUUGGUGGAGGUUCGUCAGGCGCAAGGAAUGAGCAGUAAGUGACCUCUGCUUGCAUUUUGAAGACUGAUCUGUUAGGUCCGCCUUUACGCCUGCAAGGUCUUGUUCUAGCAAGAACCGUGGUUCUGAUAGUACCAAGAGUAACGUAUGAACGUAUGUCUGCAAAAUGUGUCUCAAUUUAUUCCGAACAUCUAUAUAUAUGUACAUAUAGUUUUAGCAGAAAUAAGCGGGCUCGUGUGCUACUUUAUGUUUAUCCAUUGUUGGAGAGACGGAUGGUUAUGUUGUCCGUGUAUAGCCCACAGCAUGUAGACUGUGACGAACUAUGGAUGAUGGCAAUACAUUACACAGCAAUGUGGUUCAUCAUCAGGUGGAAGGAGUUUUCCCGCGUUUUAUGAGUUGUGUUAAGAAUAAUAUAAAAAUAGAAAAAUGAAUAAUAUAUACGUAUGCAUUGUGUAAGUACAUACACACACAUACAAUAUGCAAAGGUAAUUAUGUCUACCGCUCGAUAUUCAUGUAUUUACAUAAAUAUAAAUAUGCAUACAUAGUACGAUAUAAAUCUGCUAUGUUAUUAAGUGCGCAUACAUCAUCCAGUUUGUUCGAGUGCUUAAUGUAUGUGUGCGUAUGCGACUGUAUGUUAGUAAAUGUCUAAUUUUUUGUCAUGUUUGUACCGUCAGUCAAAUGCCUUUAAUGUGUAUUUGAGUAUGCGCGUCAGUGAGUGCGUAAGAACAUUAUCUGUAUUAGGACACUAAAUUAGCAACAAAAAGCUGCUAUGGAGAUAUAGGUUAAAUAGAUGAAAUAAAAAUAGUCGCAACGAGCUGUAUACUCUAUGUAUUUAGUUUACAAAAACAAUAAAUGACUUAUUAUUAUUAUGCGUUCAAACACAACAGAAUCCGUGUAAACUUCAUAUAUUGUACUAAUAAGCAUGCUACCUUUUUAAUGAAAAUAACAAACAGGUCCUUUCUGUAUAUACGUAGAAGCACUUAGCAAUUAACCUAAUAUAAAUUCCAACAUAACAAAACCUAUUUCAUAAAAUAGGUCUUUGGCAUUUUUUGCCAUAAAAGUUUCUAAAAUUAGUAAAGUGUGCCGUAUCUUAUUCGUAUCAUAUUUUUCUGUGCACCCACAUUCAGAACCAUCCAUUUGACGAACUUUGAACAAAGAUAGGGGAGUAGUGUGGCAUCGAACAUGUUUCGACACUGUAUUAUUACCUUAUGUUACUUUAAUAAUAAGUGAACAUAGGCUAAGGUAUAUGCAUUUUUCUCUCCAAUCUCAACCGUAGCCAUUGUACCAUAUAAAUUUUCAAUCUAAAUUGUGGGAACACAUAAACAAUACGUUAACAAAAUAUUAUUUUUGCGUCUGUCUUUUGAUCCACACAAGUCUGUCUAUAUUGUACAAUACUUUGGAUAUUAUGUAUUCGCAUCCUACAGACUGACGUUAUUUAAUUGGCCCAUUGUAAUAGUAUAGACAUGAUCCGUUAUCCAGGUUCGAAGGUAAUACGUUGAAUUUUGAAGCAAAGUACCUUUCUGGCAAACUGAAUAAGCAAUAAAGGUGUACGAACAAUAUGACGAUAUUAUGCGAGUCUAACAGGCUUAAAAUGUAGAACUGCCACAAGCUUUUCUAUGGGUAGAAAAAAGGUGCGUCAGCUGUGUAGAACUACAGAAGUACUUCGAAAUUUACAUCGAAAAUUACACCCUUUGUCAAGACAAAAAUAUAAUUGUUGAGCCCGAGAUGUUAAGCCGUCUUCGUAAGUCUCGUACGUGGACCCGAUCGAAAUGAUAGAUUGAACAUAAACUGCAUAUGCCAACAUCUGCCUAUAUAUUUAUAAAAGUUAACGGUUUUGUCACUCAAAGAAAUUUCAGUUCUUCAUUCUGCUCAAAAAAUUUCCUUAUCGUACGAGCUUGAAUGGUCUGAUGCGAUACCUCUAACGACAGCCACCAAAGCAAAAUACAAUUGAUGGGAGUGAUAAGAAAACAAUAAGAAUGAUAUUUAGGGAAUCGCUUAUUGAAAUGGUGAUACAAAUAUAUAAGUAUCAUUUUCAUUGUUUUGUAUUGUAUUAAAACUAAUAGGUUGCUAUUUGGAGAAAGUAAAAGUAACGUGGGUUUUAAUAUACUGUACAGAUAUAGGGAAGAUCUUAUAACAACUUCCCCUUUGAAUAAUAAACAAAUUAAGGAAGCUUGGAAAAAAGCCAGAAAUUUAACAAGAUUAAUACGGUAUAUCAACGAAACGUAAGUCUCGGAGGAAGUACAACAUGGUCAUCUUCAAAGACCGUAUAACGUCAGUAAUAUCAUAUUUUCAUAAAACGCACCAGAGUAAUUAUGACUAUUGCUAACAACGUUAAAUACGAGUGCGAUUUUAUAUAUAUAUAUAUAUAUAUAUAUAUAUAUAUAUAUAUAUAUAUAUAUAUAUAUCGGAGCGAGAGUGAAUUUUUCCUGAACAGCCGUAAUUAUGCAAAUGAAACGAAGAAAGUUAGAUCAAAAACUGGGCUUUUCUUAAAGAAGCGAUCCAAAUCCCUAAAGAUCAGUAUUUAGAAAUAUCGUAACUAUGUGCUGAGUCGAUCGGAGGAAUCGUGUUCUACUAUACCUAGCAACAAUGUGUUUGUUGUUGCUAACGUAUUAUACACAGGAACUCACAUAAGGGUUAUCGCCAGAAACACGUUGAAAUAGAAAAUACGCCCGGUAGGGGGUUAUUAAUCACGGAUAAUUAUUCGGAUUACGCGGAUAAUCACAGAAAAACGCGCUAAACACGAAUUCUUUUGCAAAAUCGGUGAAGCAAGUGCUCUCUCAACAAAAGCUUCCAAAAGCAAAAAGCUCUUCAUACUGCCGCAUAACACAGGUAGCGUAGUAGACAAUUGCUCUAACUCAGGAGGAAUCAAACAACUUCACUAACAGAUUUAGAUAUUAAGGCAUUUAACGACGUUCUGCCAAUGAACUAAAGCUAAAAUACUGCGUGGCAGGCAAACGCCCACCGCAUGUUUAAAGUUAAUGCUGAGCCCAAAAGGGAAAAAUAGCCUUACGCAGCUGUACAAUAUCUGUAUGUUGACUAUAUAUUCAUUUUAGAGAACUCUGUGGAAAAUAAUUUUGCAAAUAUUCUUUGGAAAUGCAGAUCGCUGGAAAUAGUAAGACGACAGACAAGUAGCCUUCGGCAUGCGCAGAUUAACUUGUUCGCAUUGUACCCCGUGCUAUUAAUGUACAGCAACAUAUAAACCGCAAUGACGUUUAUCUAUGUGGCAUUUUGUUUCGUAUGUACUACGAAUACAAAGCUUUAUAAUGCGAACACAUUCUGGUUUAACUAAAGGGAACUUUUAGGUGACGAAGCUAAAAACAGUAUAUACAAAAUCAAUAUUUAGCAUGUAAACGAUAAAACAUUUGUUUAUUCUAAGCAAAUGCUAGCGAGCUCGAUGAGUGGAAGGGAAAAUGCUGGCUAGAAAUCCACUCGUUUGACGCGGUGGGUUGAAAACUACCCCGAACCUGCUGGAACUGAUCAUUAUUUCCAUGCCUAUAUUGUGUGAGUUCAUUGACACAUUGCUACCAGAACGAUAACCAGAGACUAGUAAUACCGUGGCAGUGUACGCUGCCUCAUGGUCUGAUAAAUAUUAGCAAUACUGCUAGCAGAGCCACGAAAGAUGGAAAGCAAAAUCAGAGUUCUUUUCAUUGACAUGAAUGAGUCGCUUCCACAGGUAGUGGUAGUCAAUGUAUUAGACGCUGUAUUGUAGAUUUCUGUGGCACAAUAAGUAUCGCGUCUGAUAAACGCGUCCAUUGUUGGCAUUAAUCGAGGCAUAGAUUAGGCGACCAAUGUUAAUAAAUCGUCCCACUGAUCCUAAAGUUUUCAUUGUUUAGUUGUCAAUCGUUUCCCGCUAUAAUUUUUUCUUUUUUUUGGAUAGGAAACAAGUCAGGAAAGCGUAAGGGAGCUUUUCUUUAAAGGAAAACAAGCCAAAAGUGUACCGUGUAACGAGGAACGUUUCACAUUUGUACAUAUGCGUACGUACAUUCGGAAUAUAAAAUACAUCAUCACUGUGUAAUGCAAACCUAGCCGCUCUAGGAGAAUUUAUAUAUAUAUAUAGAAAAGGAGAGAGAGAGAGAAAGAGAGAGAAAAAAAGGUCAUGGUUAAUAAUAAUAAGACACAAAAAUGAAUUAUUAUAGACUAUGAAUGUGUAAAUGUUAAUGAAAAAGUUAGUGAUACGGGAAACACAAUUGAUUCUUGAACUCUAUGACAACGGUACUAACCGUGUAACUACAAAUUACGGUAUGACAAACAGGAGUUAUUUAAUUCACAAUCGUUGAAUAAUAAAGUGUAUGCAUGUGGAAGUAUGUAUGUGGACAGUUACAAGAAUGUAAAGGCCCAAAAAAGCGCGAGAAUGAAGAGAUUGAAGAUGUCAAACCUUGUUCAAAUAAAGGAUAUGGCAAACCUAACAAAGGCCCCCAAGGAUAAUGAGUACAACGACCGCAAGGUUAAGGCGGUUGAUUAGAAUGUAGGCAUUUUUAUUGAUAGGCCUGUGACAUCUGUAAUGAUUCAAUAUUGCAAAUUUGGCCGAGGGUAGAAACACAAUAGACCGACAUUAACUAAACAGCAAUAGGAGAUCUCGGAAAUAAACUAAAAGUUUCAAGUUGUAACUAGCAAAUUGUAAUUAAGAUUAUGACGAGAGUUAUAUAUGAAAGUUAGAGAAAAGGAGAGCAUGACAGAGAAGGGCAUCAAUAGAGAAAAACCAAAAGGUUUUGUGGGAGACGAAAAGUGGAUUACCUAAUAAAAUAUUAAUAGCAUACAAACAACUAUCUCAUUCAUCUGUUCUGCCAGUAUAGGAGUAUGUUUUGACGACCUAUGAAAAUAACUUAUUUCUCGCUUCGAAGUUGAGCUUCUGUAGUGGCGUCACAAAGUGUAAAUAUAUACAUCAAGAAAAAUUUCAUAAUCUCAAUAAAAUAGAAGUAUGUUAAAUUUGUAACUCGAUAAUUCUGGUGAGAUCAAAACUAAACUCUACAUUAUCUCUAUUAGGUUCCCGCCUCGUAUAUAAGGCAGUCUUCUUGUUUCCACAGUAGUGGAGCUGAGACGUCAUUAAGACUAGAACCCGAAAGACAUCAGAAAAUCGAUAUUAUCAGGAAUCGGCCGAAUAUUUACUACAAUUUUCUUUGUAUUUCACAAGACAACCGGCAUCGCUUCGGUAAAAGAUGUAGUUUUGUUAAGGGAAACGACCGAAAAAAGACGGUGUGCAUUACGAAUUACUCUAGUCCUGAAAGCAAAAGGUGUGUUAGCGGUAAAAAAAAGUCCGCCAACAACGCUUAAGGACUCAAUCACCUUCCUAACCCAUUUUACAGUGCAUUCGGGUUUUCUUCGAAACAUAGAGGUUCCUUUUGUAAAUUGCACGCGAAAGCAAAUAAUGCAACAAUGGCGCAUACAGCCCACGGACGUAUCUUCCUCCUGACAGAUUUAAGUCCUCACUGACCGCAGUAAUCUGAUACCGGCCCUGGACUUGUAAAAUUUUGGGAGCAAAUUAGCUAAAGCGUAAGCUAAAGCGUACGCCAGGCACCAAUGCAACCAGCGAUCUUAAGGUACCACACUUAAAAUUGUAAUAAUUGUAACCUGUUUAUUUUAAGUAAUAUUUGUAGAACAAAUACAAUAUAAAUACCAUUCUUUAUUACCAAGCUUUAUUGGCCUUUUAUAUUCGGAUAUGUCAUGAAAUAGAAGUAGUAAAUGCGGUUGUUUUUAGUGUAGCACCAAAGGCAUACUGCUGCAAGUCCGACGUAUCUCCCUCCAAAUUAUAUCAUCAAACUUCUGCGUAGGUAGUAAAGAGUCAGCCUCAUGGCUCGGCCAAAAAAGAUUUCUCUAAUGUUUGUAUA